This is a messenger RNA of Helicoverpa armigera (cotton bollworm), 1309 nucleotides long. RefSeq names its product GTPase Era, mitochondrial. The coding region runs from base 136 to 1206 and encodes 356 amino acids. The transcript has 5 exons. The record is from RefSeq and is a predicted model, not a curated record. Gene Ontology annotation, biological process: ribosomal small subunit assembly. Gene Ontology annotation, molecular function: rRNA binding; GTP binding; ribosomal small subunit binding. Gene Ontology annotation, cellular component: mitochondrial matrix. NCBI's taxonomy places the organism in Eukaryota, Metazoa, Arthropoda, Insecta, Lepidoptera, Noctuidae.
UUUUGGAUUUAUUUUGCAAGUGGAUGGAAUGGAAAACUCGGUACUAUAAUUUCCAUGGGUUGGAAAUGUUCGAAUAAACAUUAUUUUUUAUAAACAAAGUUUGUGAAGUUAGAUUUCAACAUAAUUUUCUUUAAAAUGACGACGUUUGUUAUGUCUGCCUUGCGCCUAACAUACAGAAAACAUACUUUCAAAGCCGUAUUUUAUUCAACACAACCUGAACGUGCAAAUGAAAGAAAUCUGGGCAAAAUUGUAAAUGUAGCUAUAAUUGGUGCCCCGAAUUCUGGGAAGAGUACAUUGAUUAAUAAAGUAACAGAAAGAAAGAUUUGUGCAGCUUCAAACAAAGUACACACAACAACGAAGUUAGUAAGAGCUAUGUGCUUCUACAAUGACACACAGAUUGUAUUCUUAGACACUCCUGGAGUUGUUACUGAAAGGGAACAAAAGAAAUACAACUUGCCUGAAUCCAUGAUCAAAGCUUGUCACAAGAGUUUGAGAUGUGCAGAUGUUGUUGGCGUGGUACAUGAUGUCUCUAACAAAUACACAAAGGAUUAUCUUCACUCAGAUGUCAUCAAUAUGUUGAAUUUUAUUGCUGAAACACCAAGUUUUUUAAUAAUUAACAAAAUUGAUAAAUUUAAAUCCAAAGCACAGUUGCUAACUACAAUAAGUAGUCUGACUAAUGGAUUCAUAGCUGGAAACCCCAUACCUGGAAGUGGCAAAAGUAAAUCUAAAGAUAAAGGAGACAAGAAACCUGAGAAGGGAUACAGUAAAUUCUCUGAUGUUUUUCUCAUAUCAGCUCUGAAUGGUGAUGGAGUUCAAGACAUUAAGAAUUACCUAGUAAGCAAUGCAAAAACUGCCAACUUUCAAUAUUCUCCUAGUCAAUGGACUGACCAGAGACCAGAGUCUCUCAUAGAAGAAGCUGUUAGGGCGAAGUUCCUAGACUUUUUGGCACAAGAGAUCCCAUAUAAACUGAAUGUACAGCUAGAAUAUUAUGAAGAGAUUGAGGAACAAGAGAAGAUUCUGUGUUCAGUAGCCGUGGAGUGCCCCAAUGAGAGAUUAGUCAGGUUAAUAGCUGGUGCUGGAGGGGGGAGGCUACAGCAAAUCAAGACUCAUAUCCGGAAUGAUCUAGUAGACUUAUUCAAGAAAACAGUAGUAUUAUCCCUUAGUUUAAAAAUAAAAAGCAAAAAUGAAGCAGCCAUUGUGAAUUAAGAGCUAGUUGUUAUCAAAUGUGUAAAUAUGCCUUAUUAUGUAUGUAUGUUUUAUACUGUUAGUUACUUACAGAGUAAGUUAAUAAAAAAUGGAAUAUAUUGAC